AAUUGGGUGCUGCUAAGACGAAGAAUGGGGAGGUAUCUUUUUUCUCCUUCGUCUUAUUUCUUCCUCAUCGUGCCCAUCGCGGCUCCUAGAUAAAAAUCGAGCUGGAAAUUGGAGAGAGAAUCCAUGGCGAGUCCAUCGCUCCAUUUCGCCGAUCCAGCGAGCAAUUUGAUGGGCAGUUUUGCUUCGUUUCGAGGACCUAAAUGCAGGAGAAAAAGCUGCUUGAGAGCUAUGGCGUCGUCGAGCUCCAAAAACCUCGAGAUUGUCUAUGAUCCGGUCGGGAGGUAUGAAGAGCUCACCAGGGAGCUGCAAACCUCGGGUGGUUUUGCUCGAAAUCUUACAUUGUUUUCGCCAUCCAAGAUCAAUGUUUUCUUGAGAAUCACGAGCAAGAGACCUGAUGGCUACCACGAUUUAGCAUCACUCUUUCAUGUGAUUAGCCUGGGAGAUACUUUAAAGUUUUCAGUUUCUCCUUCUAAAAAGAAAGACUCGCUUACAACAAAUGUGUUUGGAAUCCCACUCGACGACUCAAACUUGGUGAUCAAAGCUCUAAAUCUUUAUAGAAAGAAGACCGGGAGCGACACAUACUUCUGGGUUCACUUGGACAAAAGAGUUCCAAGCGGUGCUGGCCUUGGAGGUGGCAGUGGUAAUGCCGCCACUGCUCUCUGGGCCGCAAACCAGAUAAAUGGAAACCUUGCUAGCGAAGCGGAUCUACAAGAAUGGUCUGCGGAGAUCGGCUCUGAUAUUCCUUUCUUUUUCUCGCAUGGAGCAGCCUUUUGCACUGGCCGUGGAGAGAUUGUUCGAGACAUUCCAGCUCCGUUGCCUUUGGACACUCCACUCGUGCUCAUCAAGCCCAAGGAAGCGUGUCCUACUGCGGAAGUCUACAAGCACUUUCGAAUUGCCGACGCGAGCUCUGAGGAUCCGGAGGAGCUACUGAGAAAGAUCAUUGAGAAUGGAGUCUCGCAAGACGUUUGCAUCAACGACCUUGAAGCUCCAGCAUUUCAAGUGCUACCAUCUCUGAAGGCUCUCAAGCAGCGGAUAAUGGCAGCCAGCAGGGGCAAAUACAAGUCCUUGUUCAUGUCAGGAAGUGGUAGCACUCUGGUUGGCGUGGGAGACCCCGAGCCGCCAGAAUUUAUAUACGAUGAUGAGCAACAUAGUGAUACGUUUGUUUCAGAAGCAUAUUUUGUGACAAGGAGAGAUAACGAAUGGUACCAGCAGCCACUCUCGCAACCCGAGGCAGUCAUAGACAAGCAUGACAUCAAUGAAGUUUACAAUCAGCUCUUCACAGGAUCUGAUAAGUGAGGAUCGAAUUGAUCCAUUCCAUCGUCGAAAGAAAUCUAUCAUAGCAUAUCACUCAAGAGUGGACCCGCUAGAAAUCACGCAACAUUGGACGCGUUAGAACGCUGAGAUCAGCAUAAGCUAGGAGCGAGCAAAAGAACUGAUGGAAAGAGAGUUAUAAACUAGGAA
This is a messenger RNA of Selaginella moellendorffii, 1461 nucleotides long. RefSeq names its product 4-diphosphocytidyl-2-C-methyl-D-erythritol kinase, chloroplastic/chromoplastic. NCBI's taxonomy places the organism in Eukaryota, Viridiplantae, Streptophyta, Lycopodiopsida, Selaginellales, Selaginellaceae. The transcript is spliced from 11 exons. The record is from RefSeq and is a predicted model, not a curated record. Gene Ontology annotation, cellular component: chloroplast. Gene Ontology annotation, molecular function: 4-(cytidine 5'-diphospho)-2-C-methyl-D-erythritol kinase activity; ATP binding. Bases 124 to 1296 code for a protein of 390 amino acids. Gene Ontology annotation, biological process: terpenoid biosynthetic process.